Brassica rapa (field mustard) is the source of this 456-nucleotide messenger RNA. RefSeq lists its product as uncharacterized. The record is from RefSeq and is a predicted model, not a curated record. Lineage: Eukaryota; Viridiplantae; Streptophyta; Magnoliopsida; Brassicales; Brassicaceae.
ACACGCCUCCCGCGUGAAACUAAAAAGCAAACAUCAUAAAAACAUACAAACAUAAUUCUUCUGGCCUCACUGCCGAUUUGUGAUGGAGAAGAAGCAGGCCAUUCAUGGAGAUGAUGGGCAUGAUUGUGUUCCUCCUAUCCAUAGCCAAGUCGUUAAGAUCAAGAAAGAGUUUGAGAAGAUACAACACCCGUCGCUAAGGCAGCCUGAGAUGCCAAGAGUGCUUCGAGAGAUCACGUUUCCACGGCGGUCCCGUUCUCCGCUCGGGUUAGGAGAAAGAGAGAGACCCAUCCCCGUUGGAAGCUGAUAACAAAGAGAUAUAAAGAGAGCGGGGAUAGGUUAUCUUCUUGUUUUUUUUUGGUUUCUCUUUUGUCUUGCAAUGUAAAUAUAUUUGGUUAAUGUGAUGAGUCUCUUUUCAAUAUCCUGAAACAACAAAUCUUUUGUUUAUCUUCUGAUCUA